Messenger RNA from Cuculus canorus (common cuckoo), 2647 nucleotides. It is a transcript of the gene HSD17B4, whose product is annotated as hydroxysteroid 17-beta dehydrogenase 4. The transcript has 24 exons. Lineage: Eukaryota; Metazoa; Chordata; Aves; Cuculiformes; Cuculidae. Gene Ontology annotation, molecular function: oxidoreductase activity. The record is from RefSeq and is a predicted model, not a curated record. The coding region runs from base 5 to 2308 and encodes 767 amino acids.
GCGCAUGCGCGGGGCUUUCCCCCCCCACACACCCCCAGCCCCUCCGCCCCCCUUUCACGGCCGGGGCGAGAUCGAUCGAUCGGAGGUUGGGGUGAUGGCGGCGGGGCUGAGGUUCGACGGGCGAGUGGUGCUGGUGACCGGCGCCGGCGGAGGUCUGGGCAGAGCAUAUGCUCUGGCUUUUGCAGAGAGAGGAGCUUCAGUAGUUGUGAAUGAUCUUGGAGGUGAUUUCAAGGGAUACGGCAAGAGCUCCUCAGCGGCUGACAAAGUUGUCAACGAAAUCAGAGCAAAAGGAGGGAAAGCAGUACCCAAUUAUGAUUCAGUGGAAGAUGGUGAAAAGCUUGUGAAGACAGCACUUGAGGCUUUUGGGAGGAUAGAUAUUGUUAUAAACAAUGCUGGGAUCCUAAGAGACCGUUCCUUUGUUCGGAUAAGUGAUGAAGAUUGGGAUAUAAUUCAUAGAAUUCAUUUGAGGGGAUCGUUCCUGGUCACCCGAGCUGCAUGGAAUCAUAUGAAAAAUCAGAAAUUUGGCAGAAUAAUUAUGACUUCCUCUGCUGCUGGGAUAUAUGGAAAUUUUGGUCAGGCAAACUACAGUGCUGCAAAACUUGGCCUUUUGGGUCUUGCAAACACAAUUGCAAUUGAAGGUCGGAAGUAUAAUAUCCACUGCAACACAAUUGCUCCUACUGCUGGAUCCAGACUGACCCAGACUGUCAUGCCACAAGAUCUGGUUGAUGCUUUCAAGCCAGAAUAUGUUGCUCCCUUAGUUGUUUGGCUUUGCCACGAGAGCUGUGCAGAGAAUGGCGGUCUGUUUGAGGUCGGGGCUGGAUGGAUUGGAAAAUUGCGCUGGGAGCGUUCCUUGGGUGCUAUUGUCAGAGGAAAGAAUCAGCCAAUGACGCCUGAAGCAGUGAGAGAUCAGUGGGAGAAGGUCUGUGACUUUGAUAAUGCCAGCAAACCAAGAAGUAUCCAAGAGUCCAUAAGUGUAUUGAAUGAUGCUCUAAGUCAGAUAGAGUCUCAAGAGAAUGUUUCUAUGAAUUCCACAAGCUCUGGAUCAAUGGCUUCUUCAUCUGUUGACACGGCGAGCUUUGUUGGGCGGCAGUUGGCUACCAAUGUGUAUAAAUAUACUCACUUAGAACCUAUUCUAUAUGCCCUUGGUGUGGGAAUGUCAACUAAGGAUCCAGAUCACCUAAAAUUUCUCUUUGAAGGAAGUGAAGACUUCUGCUGUUUACCUAGCUUUGGAGUAAUUCCUGCUCAGACUGCAAUGUUUGAUGGUGUUCCGUCUAUAUCGGGACUAAAUAUUGAUCUUGCAAGGAUGCUUCAUGGUGAGCAGUAUCUGGAACUGUAUAAACCACUGCCAACUUCAGGACAAUUAACUUCAGUUUCAACUGUUGCUGAUAUUCUUGACAAAGGAUCGGGAGCAGUCGUUCUUAUAGAUGUGAAUACCUAUUGUGGAGAGGACCUAGUGUGUUUCAAUCAGUUCUCUUUGUUUUUUGUUGGAGCUGGAGGAUUUGGUGGAAAACGAACAUCGGAAAAGGCCAAGGUAACAGUGAACCCACCCCAGAGGCCUCCUGACGCUGUGAUUUCUGAUGUCACAACAGUUGAUCAGGCUGCCUUAUAUCGACUCAGUGGGGAUUGGAAUCCUUUACAUGUUGAUCCAAGUUUUGCUGCUCUUGGAGGAUUUAAGAAGCCUAUACUUCAUGGACUGUGCUCCUUUGGGUUUGCUGCUAGAAGUGUUUUGAAGCAAUUUGCAAAUAAUGAUGUGAACAGAUUCAAGGCGAUCAAGGUUCGCUUUGCUAAACCAGUCUAUCCGGGACAAACAUUACAAACAGAAAUGUGGAAAGAAGGAAAUAGAAUCCAUUUUCAGACCAAGGUCAAAGAGACUGGAGAAGUUGCUAUUGCAGGGGCCUAUGUGGAUAUAGUACCAGCCUUGGAUAAACGUUCUGCUCGGGAGCCUCUGAAGACUGCAGGUCUGCAAAGUGACCUUGUGUUUGAAGAAAUUGCUCGCCGUGUAAAAGAAAUUGGAAAUGAAUUGGUAAAGAAAGUAAAUGCUGUAUUCCAAUGGGACAUCACUAAAGAUGGAAAAACAGCAAUGCAGUGGACAAUUGACUUAAAGAAUGGCUCUGGAGCUGUGUAUCAAGGACCUGCAAGAAGUUCUGCUGAUACCACCUUCACUCUUUCGGAUGAGGAUUUCAUGGAUGUGGUACAAAGGAAGACCAAUCCUCAAAAGGCAUUCUUUGAGGGUAAACUAAAAGUGAAGGGGAACAUCAUGCUGAGCCAAAAAUUGGAAAUGAUACUGAAAGAUUAUGCCAAACUCUGAACUGCCUGAUCUUCUACCACAGCAGUGAAGAAAUUCAGAAGAUAGAAGCUUCAAUUAGCUCUGAACCAAUGAUUGCAAUAUUUGCAGGCUACUUAACAUCAAUGUACUGAUUCAUUAUACCGCAAAUAAACAAGCUGGUUUAAUUGCUAUAGAUGCAAAUAAUGAAAUGAAUACAAUUGUAAUAUUGUCCCUUUUUUGUUUCUCAGCAAUUGGUAGAGAAUCAUACUUUUCUCAUUGCGUACCUUUAUCUGAAUAAAAUGUAUGUAGUUCUUUCAAAGAUGCUUAUAUUUCUGUAUUAAUUCUGAAGAAAAUUAAACCAAUACACCUCUUUGCUAUUUC